AUGGACGUCACCACGCGAUGGAAUUCAUCAUUGGAUAUGCUGGUUCGUUACCUGGAGCAGCAGACUGCUAUAGCAGCAGCGCUCACCAGCCCAGAAAUAAGACAAAACGCCCGAAACAUUGACACACUGGAUACCUGCGACAUUGUCAAUGCCGAAUUUCUUGUGAAGCUGCUGAAUCCUUUAAAGACAGCUACCUCUGUCUUGUGUGAAGAGAAGAGGCCCACAGUGUCACUCAUCGUGCCACUGAAGAACAUGAUAGAACAAAACAUGGCACCAAAUGACAGUGAUUCCCCUACUGUGGCCGACACAAAGAGAGCAAUUCUCAGCAAUAUUUCAGGCAGAUACAGUGGGGAUGUAUACAACUACCUGCUGGAGAGCACUGCGCUGGACCCAAGAUUCCAGUCUCUACCGCAGCUAGACUGCAAUCAGCGUGAGGCAGUCUUUCAGAGGAUACAGAAAAGGGUGGAACAGUUGCAGCAAAACCAGCCCACAGAUGAGAAGAGUAUGGAGCACAAGGAAGAGGCAUCAGCUCAUUGUUCCACACAUGGGGGCGAGGGGGCUCUUGAAGCUGAAGGCAGAGCUGAGUCAGAAGAGGAACCUGCUUCCAAGAAGACAGCACUUGAGGAUCUGCUAGGGGACUCUUUCUCGAAGACAGAACAGCCCAGCAAAGGAAUUGAGAGGGAAACUGAACUUUACAGAAGAGAGGCAUCUAUCCCACUUAGUUGCUGCCCUCUGACAUGGUGGAGAGAAAACAGCUCCAAAUAUCCUUUGCUGUCUCCACUUGUCAAAGAAUAUCUUUCCAUUCCUGCGACCUCUGUUCCAAGUGAGCGUGUCUUUUCAACUGCAGGAGACAUAGUCACUGCCCAGAGGUCACAAUUGCUGCCAGAAAAUGUAGACAUGCUUAUAUUCUUAAAAAAGAACAUGACCAUAUCUUAGGCUGUUCUGUAUAGGUCAUUACCUCAUUACCUAGGUCUUAGCUCUUUUUCCAUGCUUAAGAAAAUUUUGUUCAUUGUUUUGCACUCUGAGUUUUAAGACAGCACUACUUUGAUAGUUACACUAAUUAUGGUUAAUUGCACGUA
Molecule: messenger RNA, 1079 nt
Organism: Polypterus senegalus (gray bichir)
Lineage: Eukaryota; Metazoa; Chordata; Cladistia; Polypteriformes; Polypteridae
Product: zinc finger BED domain-containing protein 4-like
Exons: 2
Coding region: 1-936 (311 amino acids)
Molecular function (GO): protein dimerization activity
Source: RefSeq, a predicted model, not a curated record